Messenger RNA from Trichomonas vaginalis G3, 225 nucleotides. Its product is annotated as phage tail repeat-like family. The record is from RefSeq and is a predicted model, not a curated record. The coding region runs from base 1 to 225 and encodes 74 amino acids. Lineage: Eukaryota; Parabasalia; Trichomonadida; Trichomonadidae. The transcript has a single exon.
AUGGCAUAUGAUAUUUAUGAAGAUGUUGACGACACAACUGUUCCUGCAGGUGAGGUAAAGUCAGAGAAACCGAAAAGUGACGAAAAACCGAUAGAAGAAGAAAAACCAAAAACUGAAGAUAAACCAAAACCAAAGUUUAGUUUCCAAACUAAACCAAGUCAACCUUCAUUAGCUGGUAUGGGUUGGCGUCAAAGACUUAUGGCAGCAGGCGGUUAUGUAAAGUAA